Molecule: messenger RNA, 582 nt
Organism: Cyphomyrmex costatus
Lineage: Eukaryota; Metazoa; Arthropoda; Insecta; Hymenoptera; Formicidae
Product: coiled-coil domain-containing protein 86
Exons: 3
Coding region: 208-582 (124 amino acids)
Cellular component (GO): nucleolus
Source: RefSeq, a predicted model, not a curated record
CAUCACUGCUCUAGAAUAUAGAGGUUAGGAAGCCGUAUCGUCCUCCUAUUCAAUAUCUGGAGCAAUCUGGAGGUGUCUGGAGGCGCGAGCCAUUAACAAUUAAUCAAAGAAGAAGUUGGUUAGAAAGAUAUAAGCGUAUUGCGUGCGUCAUACGUACCUUUUUAUAAAAGCUGCAAGUGGGUUGGAAAUCGCAUCACUGCGCCAGAGAUGUUGCCUAGUACCGAGAAAUGCGAAAGGCAACAUAUUCCGCGAGGUAAACCAAAAUCCGGUAAGAUAUGGAAGGAAGAAAAAAAGAGAUUUUCUUCUAUAAUUAAAACACGUGGAAUUCGACAGUCCUUUGCUAAGAAACAAAAGUUGAGAGAAGAUCUGAAACGCGUUAAAGAGAUGUCAAGGGCAAUUAAGGCACAAAAGCAAGCAGAAAAGGAAGCUAAGAAGCAACGAAGGAGAGAAAAUUUAAAAAGGGCAGAGGAAAAUAGAAAAAAGGGCGAAAUUGUUCAAGUUAUUAAGAACACUGCAAAAAUAAAAAGAAUGAAGAAAAAACAAUUAAGAAUGAUUGAGAAGCGAGACACAACUAAUAUGUAA